Felis catus (domestic cat) is the source of this 10481-nucleotide messenger RNA. RefSeq names its product CDP-L-ribitol pyrophosphorylase A (gene CRPPA). The record is from RefSeq and is a predicted model, not a curated record. Gene Ontology annotation, molecular function: D-ribitol-5-phosphate cytidylyltransferase activity. The coding region runs from base 245 to 1588 and encodes 447 amino acids. Gene Ontology annotation, cellular component: cytosol. The transcript has 35 exons. Gene Ontology annotation, biological process: isoprenoid biosynthetic process; protein O-linked glycosylation via mannose. NCBI's taxonomy places the organism in Eukaryota, Metazoa, Chordata, Mammalia, Carnivora, Felidae.
CAGCCCGGCCGGGGGCGCUGGGCUCGUCGCUGAGGCCGCGGACGCCAAAGGAGGAAGCUCGGCAGCUGGAGCGUCCCCUGGGGACACGCAGCGGCCCGGACUCCGUGGCUCCGGUGGGCGCCGUCAGGCCUCCUCUGCCCUCCCCCCCGAUCUUCCCGGUGACCCCAGCCGAGCGCCCGAGCGCAGCGGGGCGCUGUGGCCCGGGGCGAACCAGGCCGGCCGGCCAGCCGCGCAGCCCGCCGCCAUGGAGCCCAGGCCCGCCGCGCCGCGGCCUCGCUUGUGCGACUCUCUCGGCGCGGACCAGACACCCUCGGCCUCUACGCUGAACGCGGCCCGGGCCGAGGCUCGGCCAGCUGGGCGCCGCGCUCCCGCAGUGGCUGCGGUGUUGCCGGCGGGGGGUAGUGGGGAGCGCAUGGGCGUCCCCACCCCGAAGCAGUUCUGUCCCGUCCUGGAGAGGCCGCUCAUCAGCUACACGCUGCAGGCCCUGGAGAGAGUAUGUUGGAUAAAGGACAUUGUUGUUGCAGUAACUGGAGAGAACAUGGAAGCAAUGAAGGGUAUCAUUCAGAAGUACCAGCAUCAACGCAUCUCACUGGUUGAAGCUGGAGUGACCCGUCACAGGUCAAUUUUCAAUGGACUCAAAGCACUGGCAGAGGACCAGCCUGACUCUAAACUGUCUAAGCCAGAAGUUGUGAUAAUCCAUGAUGCUGUGAGACCAUUUGUUGAAGAAGAUGUCCUUCUUAAGGUUGUCACAGCUGCUAAGGAAUAUGGGGCAGCAGGAGCAAUUCGACCUCUUGUAUCUACUGUAAUCAGUCCAUCUGCUGAUGGUUGCUUAGACCAUUCACUAGAACGUGCCAGACACAGAGCAAGUGAAAUGCCACAGGCUUUUCUAUUUGAUGUGAUCUACGAAGCAUAUCAGCAGUGUAGUGACUAUGACUUGGAAUUUGGAACUGAAUGUUUACAGUUGGCUCUAAAAUAUGGUCACAUUAAAGCCAAACUUGUGGAAGGAUCACCUGACCUCUGGAAGGUGACCUACAAACGAGAUCUGUAUGCAGCUGAAUCGAUUAUUAAGGAAAGAAUUUCACAGCACAUUUGCCUGAUUAUGGACACAAAAGAUGAGAAUCAUGUAGGUCAUCGUCUUGAAGAAGUACUAAAAGACGAAUUAAAUCAUGUAAAAGUCACGUCUCGACUUCCAUGUCACACUGGCAGAGAUCUUGAUCAAAUCGUGUCAGAGCAGUGCUACAGUUACGUUUGCGUGAAUGUUAUGACCUCUGAUUUUGAGGAAAUCCGGAAGUUAGUGAAUAUGCUGGAAGAGAGUAAUCUUUCCAUUUUAUAUCCUGUUGUUGUUAUUUCAGUGUAUUUUCUUGAUUAUAAAUCAGUACCUUUUGAUCAGAAAAUGGAAAACCUAAUGCAGAUUAGGGAAUAUGCAAAGGAAGUGAAAAAAAGAAAUAUUUUAUUAUGUGGCCUUCUUAUAUAUUAUCCACAGGACGAGCAGAAGCUCCAGGAAAGUUUAAGGCAAGGUGCUACGAUUAUUGCCACCUUAAUCAAAGAAAGAAAUUCUGGACUUGUUGGUCAGCUCCUGGUAGCAUGAAGAACACAGAGAUAAUUACUUAUUGGGUUUUAGAAACAUUUAUCUAGGUAUCUCUGCUGUGCUCCCUCCCUAUUAUAUGUAGUGGCAUGUUUAUAUUGUCUUUUAUGUCUCAUAAUUGAUGGGAUGUGAUGUUUGGGUUAAAAAAGUGGAUCAUUGUUUAUAUCUAUAUAAUAAAAAUAUACUUUUGUGCAUGUCAAAUAUAAAUCGAAUCAGAUAAUUGCUUUCACAUAAUCUUUGCACAAAAGCAUAAAAGAUUGAAUAGAAAUAAUGACGGCUGAGCUAAUCAUCCUCGAAAUGAGAAUUCAGAAAACAACCAUGAUCUUAUCUCUGUGUUAAUUAGCAAAUCACAUUGUCUUGAUACUAAAAGAUAUGACUUAGAAUUAUUCUUAAUACUAAAAUUGUCUUCUUUCCAUGUGAUAUUUUGACCUGUAUUCUAAUUUUCCACACCUUAAAAAAUAAAAGAGGAGAUAACAGGGAACUCUGGUUGAGAUAUUUUCACCGUUGGGCCCACAUUACUCUAGGUCCAUAAAGAAGAUGUAAUCCUCUCCUAUUUUCCGUUUUAAAAUUGUAUGUUUUUCUUGGUUUACGAAAAAUAAUCUUGACUCACUUUGAAUGGUCUCUGAUUUUUCUGGAUACAUUUAAAAGAAGACUGGAAAUCCCCAUGAAAGUGAAAUUAUUUUGGUCAAUCCCAAAUUAGUCUUUUUUGAAAAGGAGGGAGUCAUUGCAUCUUCAAGAAUUAAAUUAUUUUUUGAUACAGAUACUGCUGUUGUUUAAAAUCAAGUUUUCAAUCUUUCAAAUUUCCCCUGGUAUAUUCACCUUAAAUGUGUAAAUGAUUUUCCCUAAAACUAAAUUUUACAAUUAUGUACAUCCAAUCAUUAGAGAUAACUUUUAUUCUAUAUUUACAUUUACUUUAUAAAACACAUUAGAUCAGAUUCCAAGACUUAGGUUACAUGUGGAAACUAUAAAAGCUGCAGGAGAUGUUAUCAGUUGAAGAUCAACUGUGAAAUACCUACCUUACGGAAUUUCUUAACAAGUUGGAUGAUUUUCUUUAUUUUUCUCAAGGAUCUAUUUUGGUGGGAGAGUUGAUGUUUUACAUUUCAGUAAUAGUAGAAUAUAGUGGACCUGGAGUUAUUACUAUAAUUCAUUCUCUUAAAUGAAAUGUAUUGUUUCAGUGUAGCUUGGAUGUAAAUUUCUGGGCUUGCCACUUUUUUCCUCUCUCUCUAGGGAUGUUAAGAAAUAUAAAAUAAAUGAUAUAAUUCAAAUUCUUGAGGAUGAAAAUAUAUGGAUAAUGUGUAGAUUUUUGGUUAGAAUGCCUACGUCAUUGUUAAGGUGGUGGGUUGGCUGUGUUGCGAAAGGUUCACACCUGCACCUUUUUAAGUCUUCAGGUGAAAAUGUUUUAAGAAUUUGGAAGUGCUUAUAAAGGCAAAUAGGGAAAUGUUAUCCAGGUUUUAAAGAGAAAGUGCCUUUGAGUAAAAGGCAAGAAUCAGCCUAUCUAUGACACAGCAAAACUAUUCUAUCGAUUGAGUGCUAGUUAAGUUACCUUAGAUUCCAACUUAUUUAUGGACUGUUAUGCAAGAUGAAAAUUUAUCUAGGAGCAAUGACUGUGAGUUUACCCUAGGCAAUUGGAAUAGUGUAAUGAAGUUUUAGUUAAUAUUAAAUUGUGCAUGAAAUAAUUACCAUCAUCAUCAUCACCUUAUCAUAGCAUUCAAUCUUUUUCUUUACAGUUUAUAAAGUGAUUCACAGCUUUGAAAAUAAUUUAAAGAAGUCUUCUCACAUCCUUGACUGCUUAGAUGGAACUGGAGGUUCAGGGAUCUUUAACUGCCUUGUCCACAGCCGUGGGGCUGCGUAGUGACAAAAAGUAGGGAUUAAACUCAGGACCACUCAUACUUCCAUAGGAGGAAUAUAUGUGCACACCUUGACUUUGGGAUUCACCGUGUAAGCUGCUCUGACCAGCAGAGUGAGGCACAAGUGGCUUGUGUAUGCCUGAGACUAGACUUAAGAGACUUUGCAUGUUGCCACUUGCUCCGUUCCGCUCUUGCUCCCACCAUGAGAUGAACAUGUCCUACCUGGCCUGGUGUCUCCAAAGGAAAAUAAAAGCCCAGAUCAGCUGAUGUCCAGAUAAUCAACAAAUGGAUGAAGAGGCCCGGCUGAGAGCAGCAGGGUUCCCCAGGCCAGUUCAGGUGACCUCCACCAGACAGUUUUCCCCUCAAUAUUCUUGAAACUUCUCUCAAGAGGAACAUUUUUUUUUCUUCACCGUUUGCGUGGUACAUGCUCUCUGAACAAUAUUUGGCGGUGCAAUAUUUGGAGGGACUUCCACAUGCCUGAGUCUUGAGCUAGAAGAAAAGGAUUUAGGAACUUGACCUCUUGCAUCUGAAAGAUUGCCAAGAUCUUGCUUAAAGCAUACCAACCUACAUUAAUCCCUGCUGAAAGUAUCAUGCAAGAUUUCAUCUUCCUUUUAAAUUAAGCAUAUCUUACCAGUCAUCUCUUUCUGCCUUCAACCUUGGCCUGAAUUAUAUCUCUGGCUUUCCUGGUUCUCCAGUUUGCAGACAGCAGAUUGUGAGACUUGACCUCCAUAACCUCUAUUUUGUUUUAUUGUUUUUCCUGAGAAUUUCUACAAAUUUACCAAUGAAAUUGUACCUGGCCUCCUUGUGAAAUAAUUCUUGACAUGGGAUCAAGAGCAAGAAGAUUCAACUCAAAGAGAGAUAUCGCAGGACUUACCUUAGCAGUGCAAUCACCAACACAGACAAGAGAAGAGAAAUCACUGGAUUGGGGAGAGUUUGGAGAGGAGAGUCAAAUGAGUGAUGAAGUCAAUUUUAGUUUGAAUUCAAAGAAACCGAACAAAAAUGAAUGGGAAAAGAAUUGCAUCAUGUGCUUCAUGACCUCUUAAAAUGGGUUGCAUUGAAAAGGUUCCUCUCCCUUGGGCUUAUGUCCAGAGAAGCCUCUGAACCCAAUUAGCCUUGCUUUCCUUCACCUCUGCUUCUUCAGGACUUUUCAGAAUUUCUCAAGCAUUAAGGUGCAUAUUGAAUGUACUUGCUGACCCGUUUGUGGUUGUAGAGACCAUGUUACAAGUGCUGGCUGGAAUGAUGAUAAGAGAAGUCUCUGAAUGACUGAUGAACAGAAGCCCUCUGCCCCACUGAUAGACCUGUCACAUAAACAUUAAAAACAAAGGCAGCUGGUGGAAGCCAUUGGACUGCAGGAUCUGCUACUUGAAGCACAACACCACAGGAGGCUUUUUUUCUGUCUCUGACAAUCGGGAUUAGUGCAAAAAGAGGUUUGAUAAGACUAAACAGUCCAAAGAUUUGACAGUCCUGACACCUGGCAUAUGAAAGAUGGAAUUCCUGAAUGGAAAUUAUUCUUAUUGAACUUCUCUGAAGAGUUUGCCUGGAAAGAAGUAUCUUUUCCAACGCCAGUACAUUCUCGGCGCUCCUUCAACUGGCUGAAAAAUGAGCUUUAAGGUCAGGGUGGGUCUCUUGGAAAGAUUCCUGCUGAAAUGGUGAUUACUUAUUUUUCCUGAUGUUUUCUUGGCACAUGGAACAACUUUGAAAACGAAACUGAUGAAUAUAAUUAGGUAUAUAUUGAAGAGACCCAUUCUGCCAUUCAGCAGUGGCUCCUUUCAGGAGGCAGUAAGAUGAAUACGGACAGCUCUACCCUUACGCACUCUCGAUUUCUGAGGAAAAGAACAUGCUCUUCCUAUUGUCUAUGUCAGAAUUUCUGGAUUCUGAUUAGCCUGAUUUGUCUUGCACCAAUCCCGUUCCCAGGGCAUGAAAUACUUGGAUUGUCCAAGCCAGGGUCACGUUCCCAACCUGGAGGCCAGGUUCCAGAUUACUGGGUUAUUAAAAAAGGAUAAAAAACAAAAACCCAGUGAAGAAUUAUACAGGGCCAGGUCCCCAACAAAGGAGCUUCUGUUCACACGGAGUUUGGGGCCUGGCCAUUGGCACAUGGCAGCGUUCUGGUUCGCCAACCUGGAAACUCCCAAAUCCCAUACUACUGGGAUUUUUACGGAGGCCUUCUCAGGUUCUUGCUGCUCAUUCACUGUGGACCCAGUUUCCUGAUGACAAUGAUGGCCCAUGGAUGUAAACUCAUCUGUCAGCAGUAUUUUCAUGACCAUUUUGUAAAAUUAGAGCACUGUCCAGAAUAAUAAAUGAAAUUCAGGGAAAUGGGAAAACCAAAGCUUGACAUGAUCCAUCCAGAAUGUACUUCCUGCCUUUUGAACACCAAGUAAAUUUUCUUUGGAGACUCUUCUUAAGUGUCCAUCUCAAUUAAACCUUCAAGGCCCUCCUUCAAGACAGAGUUAGAGAUGCGUCCCUCUGUGCUCUCAUUUGAGCACUGAGCCAAUUACAAAGCAGGAGCUGUUAUCUCGAUCCACUACUCAUGUGCUAUGAAGAGUUCUCAUUGGCCUUUGCUUGUUAAGAACCAACUCAUUCUGAUAGGUGCCUAUGGAAACAGGGAGCUGCUGUUGCCUGUUGGGACCUCGUUUGAUAAUGUUCAGCUGUGAACGCUCAACAUUUAACCUGCUGGAAGUCUCAAUAAAUGUAUAUUAACUGUUGACUGACUAUACUAAAUGAAUAAAUGAAGUUUGUUCGUGUAUCAACAGUGCUGUGUUUUCUUCCGUGUCACAGCCACCAGCAGUUUGGAGAACGGGGAAGGCUGAACUGUAUUAAUAUCAACAAACGUGGUUUGCCCCUGAUUAUACUUGUGACCUUGUGCAGGGGACUUCCCUCUCUAGACCCUGCUUUUCUCCUCUGUAGAGUGAGGGAAUUAAACCGGGUAAUCUCCAGAGUCCCUUGCUACUAUUCCAUCCAGUGAUUUGUGUGUGAUGUAGCACGUGUUCUGAUAUUCCUUACAAUAUUCGGGGCCAGCCGACUAACCACUCACUCCUCAAAGACUACACGAGCUGAGAGUUUAAUAGGUAAGUAGAAAAGAAUGCAAAAGUAAGGGUUUUCUCCUAUUCGCAGCCUGAGCGGCUUUUUAGUUUAUAUUUCCCGUGGCUAAGAGAGUAAAGAGUGGAACUAAGAGCAUCAGAAAAUAUUUUUUGUGAGCACAGGACAAUAUUUUAUUUAGAUCGGUUAAUGGGAUAAUGGUUGGUUUUAUUCACAGGAAGGAAUAUGCUUUUCAUAUUCAUAAGGUAUUAGUGACUCCAGACCCAUUUAAUUUCUACACAUCUGUUAAGUACAGAAAAAGGAAACCUAAUGAUCUAACAGAAAAACACACUUAAGGCUAACAUUUGGUUCCCAGACCUAUCAUUCUCUUUGCCAAAAUGAAGUUACUGAAGCUUUCAUAGUAAUUGUUGUGACUGAGCAGAGCAAAGGGACUCAUGUACAUUCAUGCUGGUAUGUAUACACAUGUAUUUGCACCUCACAAGCCCAUAUUAGAACUUGCUAUUUAUUUCCUGAAUGAAGCCUAAAUUAGAUAGUGAUACUCGGCAUUGUUGCUGAGAAAUGGAUUCACAAUGUGUUCUUGUUUAAAACAGAGACAAUGAGUAGACAGCGACACAAGCGCAUUAAAUUACUCUGCCCCAAUUUAUUUUUUAGAGCAGUUCUUGCUGAAAGGUCUUUCAGGAAGACAAGGACAUUCAGGAAGUAACCCUUAGUCUCUGUGGACGAAUGUGUUUAUUGAGAGCAUGCUUGGUGAGAGGUAUACAGACUCUGGUCUUAAAGCCCCUGUUCCAGCUUUAUUUCCUUCUUGGUGAAACUUCCUCAGUUUCCUCAUCUGGAACAUAGGGUUCAUAUAGUAUGGCUGUGAGGAUCAGAUAGGAAAACAAUGUGGCUGCAGAAAGAAACAGUGGAAAAGGGCACAGAGAGGUCACUGUUAAGUCGAAACCAAAAACAGUUACUCCGUUACUGUUUUUAUUUUUCACAAAUUGCAUAAAUGCCUUGGCUGUCAGUAGCAAAUGUGAAAAUUACCUUGUCAUAGAGGCUCACAGUGUUCCUUUCUCCACACUAUAACAUAAUUGUCAUUAUAAUUUUACCACCACCAACAGCCAGGGUAGCUGUCCCUAUCCUCACCUCUGUGACACCUUCGUGUGACAGCAUACACCUGUGUGGCUUAUGCAUGAAAUUAGCUACACAAAUUGUGGAAUACAUGUACAGCUUAACUUGUUUUGCAAUAAUCUAAACAUUGCAAAUGUUAAGUGAAAAUCAAACCAAAGAUGAAAUAUGGGUGCCAUUUUUUGGUGACACGUAUCACAUUUCUGAUUAGUCUUCCAAUUUUAACAUCUCUACUUCUGACUUUGUAGAAGUUACAAAGUAAAAACUUUGUAACAUGUGCAUUGUAGGAGAAAGUGGUCAUUGGCUCCCAUCCACCUUUGUACUGCUCCACGAUGAUGCUACCUAGCCAGGAUAAACCCACGGUGGGAUGACAAAAGCAAUAUGGACUACCAAGAAAGGAAAUCACCAUAUUCCAGACUCUUUGCUGGUACCCUUUACCAGACAUACACCAUCAGCAGCCAGUUCUGUGAAUCUCGCAGUUGGUGAAUCCUGCUGGUGAGGUUCCCCGCCUCCUCUGCCUAUGCUUCCUUGGUAUCAAAAGUGCCUUCUGCGGCUUUACCUGUUGAACUUCUCUGAAGAAAAAAGUUCUUCCUCAUACCAUUAACACGUUUAUGGUUCCAGAGAAACGAAAUCUAAGCAUACAGCAAUGUAAGAAUCCAAAGUAGUAGAAGAUAAAUACCAGAGACAAAAUGGAUCCCAGGACCUCCUAUCUGGACUGUAGCAUUAUUUUGUGUAUUCAUUUAUUUGAAGAAGGGAAAUCUGCCUUCAUGAAGAAAAUGUACUGGUCGCAAGGAGUUGGACUGUUUUGAUCUUGCACGGCAAUUUCUCACUACAAAUUCAUUAACUGAGUGGAUUCCUAAGUGGCUUGAGUACAGUGAAUUUUUCAUCCUAUGUACAAAAAAAAAUUGCAACAGAAGGCAAUACAGCCAAGUAUUGAGGAAUGAGGGAAUUUGGUGAUUGGCCACUAGUGACUGGCAAACUGGGACAGCAGGAUCUUGAGUUUCCAACAGUGAGUCUCAUAGUUCAGACAUUCAGAGCCACACUAAACCUUCAGAUCUGUAUGCUGACUGAGAAAGUACAGAUGUGAUUGGAGCAUCAUUAUCCUAACUGCCAGCAGAAUUCUGCUAUACCCAAAGUCCUCCACAGGUCUUCCCAACUAGGAAAAGAAAAAAGGACAGAAGAGAGGCGUGAAAAGGAACAGUGGGCCAUCAGGAGAGAAGUGAACAAGUAGUCAACUCUAAGGUUCAUGAAUAAUGAACUACUGUGCUACCCCCUGAAGAAGUAUAGGAUAAAGUAAAGAUAUUGGACAACCAUCAUCAUUCCAGGACUAUUAUCCUGAUAUUCAGAGAAGGUGUACAACAUAGUGAUUCAACACUUCCACACAACAGCCGUUGCUCAUCACAAGUGCACUUCCUCACCCCCAUCACCAAAUACAGCCUACUUUGACAAGCCUGCUUGACCAAUUAGAUGGCCAAUGGAAGCUUGAAGCCAACAUUCCUUGCACAGCUCAGCUUGUUCAAGAUGGAGACAUAGGAUGAUACAUGUGUGAUACAUACAUAUGAAUAAUGGCCCUGGGAAAUCUGUUAUGGAAUGUCUGGCGCCUGUCGCUUGCUUGCAAUCUCUUUUUGCUUUUGUACCUUAUUCUUUGCCUCUAAGUAAUAGUCUCACAUUUGUGUUCUCUGUAGAGUCUGAUUAAAUGCUUUCAAAUAUCCACAUUGUGAAAAAAUCUUUGCAACCUGACAAAGGGCAUAUAUGAAAAACUAACAGUUUAUACUUAAUGGUGGAAGACUGAAUGCUUUACCUCUAAGAUUAGGAGCAAAGCAAGGUGGUACAUUUUCAUUAUUUCUAUUCAAUAUUAUACUGGAGAUUCUAGCCUGUGCAUUCAGGUAGAAAAAGAAAUAAAAGGCAGUGAUCUUUGUAAAAAACCCUAGAAAAUCUAUGAAGAAAGCUAUCAGAACUAGUAAAUGAAUUUAAUGAAAUUGCAAGGAUAAAAGAUCAAUUUACAAAAUUAAUUAUAUUUCUAUUGCAUUAGUAGUGAACAACUGGAAAUUGAUAUUAUGAAAAUAAUGCCACUUUUAAUGAUAUUAAAUAUAUGAAAUAUUUAGGUAGAAAUUUGACAAAAGACAUGUGAGUUCUACACACUGAAAAUUGGGAAACCUACCUGGGAUAAAAUAAAGUUCUGAAAAAUGGAGAAAUUUCUUAUAUUCAUAAUUUGAAUGACUCUGUAUUGUUAAGACAUCAUUUCUCUCCAAAUUCUUAUUUAGAUUCAAUGCAAUCUCAAUCAAAAUCUCAGUAGACUUUAUUUUGGAAAUUAAAAAUUUGUUUCUAAAAUUUAUAUGAAAUUACAAGACAUGUAAUUUUCAAAAGACACUGUUACCAAAAAAGAAAAAAAAAAAAAAAGCAAGCAAAGGCCUGGGGAAAAUACUUGCAUGACCUAUGAGAUUUUGUCUUGAAUAUAUAAAUAAUUAACCUAAUUCAAUAAUCAGAUAAUUAGACUAUAACACAAUUUAAAAUGGGUGAAAGAUUUUAACACUUUUGUUUUGAUUUUUACCUUUUUAUGUGGAUAAGUCCUGCAUAGCCUACAUUUCUUUGAGCUACCAGCACCCAUCACAGUUAGUAAAGAUGUUUUACAUGUGUCUAAACCUAUUGAGGAAAAUUUAAAUGAAAUCUGCUGCCAUAAAAUUUGAAUUUUUUUCUAUAGUCUUUAUGAAAGUUAUUAAUGGAAUAAACUAUUGUGAAUAUUCAGACUACUGACUACAGUAGUUAAGCAAUAGUAUAACACUCUUCCUGUUCAAUUUUGGUGUCUUUUGUGUUUGGUAGUCUAGACAUAGCCUGUGUUUCUUAGACAUGUUUAUAAAUGGAUUGGAAAGGUGGUCUAAAUAAAGGCAUUACUGAAAUACAAAGCA